GCUGCAGCCACAUCAGUGCAGACAUACAGGACAGAAACCGAAACUAAAGUAUUGAUAUCGUUGCACUGGUAUCAUUCAACAUCAAUACCAACGCUGGUGUCGAUAUUAUCGAUAUUUGGAUCGAUCCGCCCACUUCUAGGGCUGUACUAUUUCCGACAGCGUUUGAAGGCAACACAACUCUUCCUUGUUUUUCAAAAGUUUAUGUGACAGCAGCGUCUACGCGGAAGCAGCAGAAGUGUUUCCCUGUGAGAGAUGGCCGGUAAACCCGUGAGAUCUGCCAUGAUGGGCGCUCUGCAGAACCUGACCGAUGCGGACCUGAAGAGGUUCAUCCGUGAACUGUUGGCCCGCAAGGACAAGCCCCGCGUCCCUCGCAAUAAGGUGGAGGGCAAAGACUACAUGGACGUAGCAGACGUGGUGGUUUCCACUUUCACGGAGAAACACGCCGUGACCGUGGCCGCGGAGAUCCUGAACAGCAUCGGCUGCUCCGACGAGGCGGAGACACUCGUUGAGGAGACCAGUGGACAAACCUCACAGUCUGCUUCCACUGAUGUUGAGGAGGCCGGUGGACAAACCUCACAGUCUGCUUCCACUGAUGACAUGCACUUUGUGGAUAAACACAGAGGAGCACUGAUCCAGAGAGUGAGCAACAUUGAUUCCAUUUUGGAUGAUCUCCUUGAGAAAAAAGUUAUCAACCAGGAAGCUUAUACCAAAAUCCGAUUGAUCGCUACCCCUCAGGAGAAGAUGAGGGCCCUGUACGAAGGUCCUCUAAAAGCUGCAAAAGCCUGCAAGGAUAUCUUCUACCAAAUCCUUCAGAAGCAUGAAGAAUAUCUCAUCAAGGAGCUCGAAGGAAAGAAGUGAAUAUUGUGAUGGAAUCCAUUUUUAGAAGAAGCUGAUCCGAACAGGAAAUGUUUUCUUGACAUGAUAAAUGGGGAAAUGUUAAUGUUAUGUCUGAGUGAGGGUUUUGUAAAACAAAUCUUUUUGUCCUUUAUUUUACACUUAAAUUAGCUGAAAUGUGUUUGCAGAUCAGUGAGCCUCACUUCACUGAUUGAUUUUAUUCAGAAUGCACCAGAAUGAGAAAGUAUUGAUCAGAAAUGAAUUAUUUUUAGCCAGCAGAUAUCAAAUGGAGCAGGAGUCUGUUUUUAACCUCAUUUUUUUAUCUUAAUUAAAACAGAAUGACCAGAAUUGUUGCUCUAACUGUUGACAUGUAAAUCAGGUGCGAAUGUUUCCACUGUUGGUGCUUCAUUCAAAAUGUUUUGUAUUUUAAAUUCAUAAUAAAUUUUUAAUUUUGAA
Molecule: messenger RNA, 1290 nt
Organism: Amphiprion ocellaris (clown anemonefish)
Lineage: Eukaryota; Metazoa; Chordata; Actinopteri; Pomacentridae
Gene: pycard
Product: PYD and CARD domain containing
Exons: 4
Coding region: 253-858 (201 amino acids)
Biological process (GO): innate immune response; regulation of apoptotic process; inflammatory response
Source: RefSeq, a predicted model, not a curated record